Moneuplotes crassus is the source of this 685-nucleotide messenger RNA. The record is from the annotation of a GenBank genome assembly. Lineage: Eukaryota; Ciliophora; Spirotrichea; Euplotida; Euplotidae.
UUGGGCCUGUAAACAAGUUGACACUUGAAUCUUAUAAUUAUAAGGAUAAAAAAUUUCUAAAAUCCCUGAACAACAGAAUGCCAGACAUUAAGAUACUUAGUCUUAAUAACAUGCCUCAAAGGUGCAAAGAAAUGAAGCAUUUCAUGGCUAAUCACUUCCCUGACAAAGUGGGGGUGUUAAAUUUUAACAAGUGCUCUACUAUGAAUUCUCGUUUGGAAUUUUACUUUGAUGAACUGAUGGAAGUGAGCCAGAGAGUCAUUGGGGAGCUGUAUAUCCAUAACUUUGAAGUCUCUCAGGCCCACCUCGUCUCCCUCCUCUCCGCCAACAAGCACAAACAAAUAUUCGGACUUCUCGAUUGCAAACUUGAUUUAUCCUCUGUUCCUGAUUUUGGAGGAAGACUUGCUGGAAGUCGGAUCAGAUGACUAGAUCUGAGCAGCUCAGGAGGAUUUUCGUGCUGAAAUUGGAACUACAAUGUAAAAGAUUUUGAAAAUCUUAUUGUUGGACUUUCUCAGGAAGAGGAUUUUUUGAAGAACCUGCAGAUAAUCAAGAUGAGCGAGUGAGGAAUGGAGAAGGAUGUGGUAGAGGAGAUUUUGGAUGACCAUGGAUUUUUGCAUGUUGAAAUUCAUGGGCACUCUAAGUAAUUGUCAACACUGAAGCUGUUAAAGAGAAGAAUUUUGUUGCUGUC